Molecule: messenger RNA, 1320 nt
Organism: Aspergillus wentii DTO 134E9
Lineage: Eukaryota; Fungi; Ascomycota; Eurotiomycetes; Eurotiales; Aspergillaceae
Product: autophagy protein 5
Exons: 4
Coding region: 1-1104 (367 amino acids)
Biological process (GO): C-terminal protein lipidation; nucleophagy; cellular response to nitrogen starvation
Cellular component (GO): Atg12-Atg5-Atg16 complex; cytoplasm; phagophore assembly site membrane
Source: RefSeq, a predicted model, not a curated record
AUGCCGGGUCACUUUCCGGUGUCAGACAGACAUCAACACCAACAACACACUCUCUUCGCUUCAAACCAUCGCAAGCAGGCUAUCUGUCUUUUGUUACGGGGUCAUAUCUUUGGUAAUACACUAGAUGAGCUGAUCAAGAUGGAUAGCAAAAUAUCGCUUAGCAGCAUUCAAAAGACCGUCUGGGACGGACAACUACCACUGGAAAUUAUCCUAGCGCCUUCAGAGAGUCGGACGUACGAUCAAACAGAUCCAUAUCUUAUAUCCUGUCCACGAGUCUCAUAUCUUCCAUCUUUACUCCCCAGGCUACGUGUCUUUUUCUCUUCGUCACUGAUUAACCCCAACUCUAAUCCCCAUGAUGGGUGGUUCUCCUUUGAAGGUGUCCCGUUGAAAUGGCACUACCCGGUGGGCUUGCUGUAUGAUCUCUACGCGGGUGCUGACCCGGCAUCCAAAGGGAGAAGGGGAGAUGAAUUCGAUGAGAGUACCGACAGCGCGAGCGGCUCUCUGCCCUGGCGACUGACGGUGCAUUUUAGUGACUGGCCUGAUGAAGAACUCGUCCGGUUGGAUGCGGACGGGAUGGUCAUUAAUGAUGCUUUUAUCAACAGUGUCAAGGAAGCGGAUUUCCUGCGCAGUGGCAAUGCCAAGGGGAUUAUGAGUCUUUCUAAAGAAGAUUCGUCUGGGUUGUGGAAGGCUGUACAAGAUGUGGAUCUUCCAUCUUUCCAACGCAUAUCAAACAUCCUCCUCCCGCCUCCUUCUCAGCCAUUCCGUAAUGUACCCAUCCGACUAUUCCUCCCUCUUUCCCCAGACUCAGACUCCCCUUCUCUAAAGGUGGUACAAUCUCCUCUCCCACCAUCUAUCCCAACCUCAACCAUCAACGCAAGCCAAGCGGCCAUCUCGCGUGGUAGUCCCAGCACACAAUCACAAACGAUAGGAACUGCACUCCACACUCUCCUGCCUAACCUCUUCCCCAGUCGGAGGACGCCCGUGCUGGCCAAACCAGUCCUGCAUGGAGCUGUGGUGCCCAUGUCGGCGCCGAUCGAGGAGGUGGUGAGGAGCUCUGCAUACGGGGAUGGAUGGGCGUAUAUUGUUGUUCGCAUGAUGGGGUGAUGUUGAUGAUGCUAUUGAGGGAUUUCCUGUGUAUGCAGAGUACUAUUGCACAGGUACCGGUAUGACGUGUCAUACAUAGCAUGAGAUAAUAAGACUUGAACAUUCAGACAAAAUGUCUGCAUGCACAUACCUAUCAUCAUACAGAAUAGUUACGUACACCAGAUCAGCAAUGCAUCUGCAAGUCUUAUACAUGACUACAGGUAAGAUCUAGCCGAG